Molecule: messenger RNA, 1457 nt
Organism: Acaulospora morrowiae
Lineage: Eukaryota; Fungi; Glomeromycota; Glomeromycetes; Diversisporales; Acaulosporaceae
Source: the annotation of a GenBank genome assembly
GACACACCACAAAAGAAUCAGAUGGAAACUAUUGCCUAUCGUGGUGCCCCUCACGAACUCAAAACCCUAUGAUCGUAGUUGGAUGCGGCAAUCAAAACAACGCCAAAAUUUUCCGACAAGAUUCAUCACAAAAAUGGCUGCCUCAUGAAAUAUUGGAUGGACAUAUGAUGCCUGUGUAUGAUGUUAGCUGGGCUCCCAGUAUGGGAAGGAGUUACCAUCUUAUUGCUACCGCAUCUAAAGAUCAUCAUGUUAGAAUUUUCAAACUAGUAGAUAACAAAAAAGAUGGUUUCGACGUCACGCUUGUCGCCCAACUUCCAGAUCACAAUGUAGAGGUUUGGAAGGUUGAAUGGAAUGUAACGGGUACUAUACUGUCAUCAUCGGGCGACGAUGGGAAGAUUUCCAACAUACUAAACAUAAUUCCCCUGGAAAACCAACUCCACACGUUAUCCUGUUCAUUCUCCGAUGAAGAUGACGAUUUUCGAGAAUUUUCUGUAGUGGUUGUUGAUAAUGUCGACGAUGAACUCGGACGUCGAAAUGACAAUUUUUCUGGUUGUUCCGAGGAAGAGUUGGAAAUAGUGAUUUCAGUCGAAGCCGAGGAGGCGAUAACCGAAAUGGGCGGAAGCAAUCGUAACGAGCGUGAAUAUACCAGUGGAGGCUCUUCAAGGACACGCCAAGACGACGCAGGCAAUGCUUCAAGUAGUGCGGGGGAAGUUGGAAGGGACUUUGCAAAUCGUUAUGGGGGAUUAUUUUCCGAGAAAGAUUGGAAGUGUCCGAUUUGUUCAAAUAUAAAUUGGGCCAGACGAAUAGAAUGCAAUCAAUGCAAGACACCUAAACCUGGUUCGGAAACGACAAUGGGUUCGCGAGAAGGUCGUGGAGGAGGGUUUAUGGAACGAGACGAGGUGGUUGAAUAUCGAAGGUCACGAGAUGCUGAAAAGGAUGACGAAUAUGAUGAAUUCGGGAGGAGGAGGAAAAAAAACAGGGAUUUUGGUAGCAACAAUGGAGUUGGGCUGCAUGGAAUGAUAUUAUUGGGAACGAUGAAAGCUCAAAUGAGAAAGAAAAUGGUAGAGAUAAUAAAAGCAAACAACUGUCCAGAGAUUUGCGAUCAGACAAUCAAUCUCGCAGACGUUCUUCACGGUCUCGAUCACCAUAUUACCAUGAUCGAAGCAGAAGAAGUCGAUCAAUCUCGCAAGAUCGUGGAAGAUAUAGGUCGAGGUCUCGGUCACGAGACCGGGACAGAGAUAGAGACAGAAGGAGAUCAUAUCGUAGUCGAUCAAGGUCGUUAUCUAGGAAUAGGAAACGAUCAUCUUAUAGGAGUCGGUCACGUUCAACUUCCAGAAAUCGUAGGAAACGAUCCACUUACAGAAGCAGAUCGAUAUCAAAAUCUAGAUCCCGUGAACGCAGACGCUAAAAUACAUCAACAUUUUGGGCGAGAUUACCACUUAAUUCCUGGGAGAUGA